Messenger RNA from Teleopsis dalmanni, 1661 nucleotides. RefSeq lists its product as uncharacterized. NCBI's taxonomy places the organism in Eukaryota, Metazoa, Arthropoda, Insecta, Diptera, Diopsidae. Gene Ontology annotation, biological process: neurogenesis. The record is from RefSeq and is a predicted model, not a curated record. Gene Ontology annotation, cellular component: P-body; cytosol. Gene Ontology annotation, molecular function: protein binding. The transcript has 4 exons. Bases 419 to 1585 code for a protein of 388 amino acids.
GGCAAAAAUCCAGAACAAGGAAGAACUGUUUUUAUUUACAAGUACACGAGUUGGCGCAGCACAGCAGAUUAGUUGUUGUUGAUAUUUUUAUCAAGUAUAGACAAAGAGGCAAGGGAGAGUUUUAAUUGCCAUACAUAUUUUGCUGCUUUGGUAUACACAGGAAAAACAAAAAAAAACAAGACAGUAAAUUACGAAUGGUAAAAACGAUUAUAGUGUAGCCGACAAAGAGAAUUUACAAAUAAUGGAUUGUGACUCCUUUGGACUAUUAAAAUUGUAAUUGGCAACACCAAACAAAUCAUCAUUUUGUAUUUGUAAAUUUUGGAAUUCACAUUCAAACUUCAAUAACGCGUCUCUAUCUAUUACGCUUUCAUUCUUUUAAAUAAAUAUUAAAGAAUACACGCAUUUCUAGCUCGGAAAAAUGGAUAACAAAUUAUCUAAAUGGUCCACUUUAACCGAAAAGGAAAAAGUUGAUAUUUUAAGUGGUGGCCUUGAUACGGACUGUAGCUUUAUUGCUUGCGGUAGUCCAAAUUCAGAAGCUGUACAUUGCCAUCAAACCAUAUUGUCACAGACCUCUAAAGUCUUUUAUGAUAUGUUUGCUAAAAACGCUGGUGAAGACUUGACCAAUAAUGAAAUUCGUUUGGACAAUGUCGAAGCAAAUACUGUCCAUCAAUUUGUUGAUUUCGUUUAUUUUGGAAACAAACAACAAAUAAGUAAGCUCUCUCUUCAAAUUCUUAAGGAAUUGGUUUAUAUUGCAGAAAGUUAUAAGAUCAGCGAUCUAUCUGACUCUUGCUUGAGUGCAAUUGAUAAUAUCAAAACCAACAUAUCGUUAAGAGAUAUGGCUAAUUUUUAUGAAUACGCUCACAGAGUAGAUAAUCAAAAGCUGAUUGAGUUAUUCAAUCGUAAAAAAACUGAAUGGUGUAAUAAUGUACAAAGAGAUCAAAAUGAUAUUUAUUGCUCGUCCAUAUACGACAUGAGUUCAGCUUGUUUCAUGGAUUUUAUAAAAAUAUUUGCAAAAGAAAAUGUGAAACAUUGUUUCGAAAUGGUACAAUAUUACAUAAAAAGGAAUUUAAGCGAUAAAUCAGUUGAAGGUGAAAAUGGGGAAGAGAAUUUAAAGAAAUUCGAAGAUGAUGAUCAUCUUAAAAAACCAAAUGGUGAAGUUAUAAAUCGCGAAGAUAUUUCUGACGUUUCUAAGAUUGAUUUAAAAAGUCCAGAAAAUGAUUCUAAAAUCUUAGCAGAUACUUCUAAUAAACGUAAACGUAAUAUAAACGAAGGAGAUAAUUCUGAUGCAUCUCAAGAUGACUUUAAGGACAAAGGAACUAUUUCUGAAGCAUCUGAAGAUGAGUUUAAACAAUCAGAAAUUUCUAAGAAUCAGAAAGGCGGUUGUGGAAAACUGCAAGAAGACGUGAAUAGUUCCAAGGAAUCUAAAACUUAUAAAAAAAAUAAAUUAAUUAUAAAUAUGUUGUUAAAUUUGAUUGAUUUCAAAAGUAUGUCUUUGGUUGAAUUUCUCAAUGGACCUAUUAACUCUGAUCUACUAGACGUUAAUACAAAAUUAGAGGUUUUAGCGGAGAUUGUUCCAAAGAAUUAAUCCUGUAAAUUUAUCUUCAGAAAACAAAAUUUAAGAAUACAAUUAGUAUGUACAAUCAUAUUCAAUAAAACUACUU